Molecule: messenger RNA, 4041 nt
Organism: Thrips palmi
Lineage: Eukaryota; Metazoa; Arthropoda; Insecta; Thysanoptera; Thripidae
Gene: Moe
Product: moesin/ezrin/radixin homolog 1
Exons: 1
Coding region: 370-2088 (572 amino acids)
Biological process (GO): positive regulation of early endosome to late endosome transport; positive regulation of protein localization to early endosome; regulation of organelle assembly
Cellular component (GO): plasma membrane; adherens junction; apical part of cell
Molecular function (GO): actin binding; cell adhesion molecule binding
Source: RefSeq, a predicted model, not a curated record
AUCGAAAACCGCCGUUUCACCUUGUUCUUGUUCCUGUAACGCGCGUGACGUAACGUACCGUAGGGACGUAGGCGGCGGGCACAGGCACACCCGUUAACGAGAGAAGUCACGGGAUGGCCGCUUGGCGUUGACAAGUUCGAUAUCUCCGGCUUAGAAAGACUUGAGGACCGAUCCGCCAGUUUGCGUUAGGCGCGUUCCGUCCGUCGCGCUGGUCAAGUGCAUGAACCUGUUUGUGCAGUGCUGUGACGUGUACGAAAGUCCGGCGUAGGCCUGUCUGUGCGGGGCGGCAGGCGGCGGCUCGAGAGUCGGCCUUACGCGAGUCGAGUCAGUGGAUUGUGAUCUGUGCAAGUGUUGAUAAAAUCUAUCAAAAUGCCGAAGCAAAUGAACGUGCGGGUGACGACGAUGGAUGCGGAGCUGGAGUUCGCUAUCCAGCAGACCACCACCGGCAAGCAACUUUUCGAUCAAGUGGUUAAAACAAUCGGCCUCCGUGAGGUGUGGUUCUUCGGCCUCCAGUACACCGACAGCAAGGGUGACUUGACGUGGAUCAAAUUGUACAAGAAAGUCACCAGCCAGGAUGUUAAGAAGGAAAACCCCCUGCAGUUCAAGUUCCGAGCCAAAUUCUAUCCUGAAGAUGUAGGACAAGAACUUAUUCAGGACAUUACUCUGAGACUUUUCUACCUACAAGUGAAGAAUGCCAUCUUAUCAGAUGAAAUAUUUUGUCCGGCUGAAACAUCAGUGCUUUUGGCAUCUUAUGCCGUUCAAGCAAGACAUGGAGACUACAACUCGUCAAUUCAUGAACCGGGCUUCCUCGCCAGAGAUCGCUUGCUGCCUCAGCGAGUCUUCGACCAACAUCAAAUGUCCAAGGAUCAAUGGGAGGUCCGUAUCAUUCGCUGGUGGACAGAACACAAAGGCAUGCCCCGAGAAGAUGCUAUGAUGGAAUAUCUGAAAAUCGCCCAGGAUCUGGAUAUGUAUGGCAUCAACUACUUCGAGAUUCGCAACAAGAAAGGCACUGACCUAUGGCUGGGUGUUGAUGCUCUAGGUUUGAACAUCUAUGCUAAAGAUAAUAAGCUCACACCAAAGAUUGGUUUCCCUUGGGCUGAAAUCAGUAAUAUUUCAUUCAAUGACCGGAAAUUCAUCAUCAAACCCAUUGACAAGAAGGCUCAGGAUGUAGUGUUCUUUGCCCCUCGAGUUCGCAUUAACAAGCGUAUCCUUGCAUUGUGUAUGGGUAAUCAUGAAUUGUUUAUGCGGCGGCGCAAACCAGACACUAUUGAUGUGCAACAAAUGAAGACCCAGGCUAGAGAAGAAAAGCAAGCCAUGCAACAACAGAGGGAAAAACUCCAAAUGGAGAUCGCUGCUCGAGAAAAGGCUGAGAAGAAACAACAGGAGUAUGAGGAGAGGCUCCGUUCCAUGCAGGAAGAAAUUGAAAGACGCCAGCAGGAAUUAGCCAGUGCUCAAGAUAUCAUUCGCCGUCUUGAAGAGCAGUUACGCCAGUUGCAGAUUGCCAAGGAUGAGCUUGAAACCCGUCAGAAUGAAUUGCAGGCUAUGAUGGAGCGCUUGGAAGAGAGCAAAAACAUGGAAGCUGCUGAACGAGCCAAGCUGGAGGAAGAAAUCCAAACCAAGCAGAUGGAGGUCAUGCGCAUUCAGGACGAGGUGCAGGCCAAGGAUGAGGAAACUAGGCGCCUUCAGGAAGAGGUGGAGCUUGCCAGACAAAAGCAAGAGGCUGCCACUCAAGCUUUGGCUGCUGCUGCCACACCCAAGCAACUCCAUGUUCAAGAGAAUGAGCAUGAUGAUGAUGAUGAAAAUGAUGAGAUGAGCAAUGGAGAUGUCAGCCGUGAUCUGGCCACUGACUCAGAUAUCGUUGACCCCAUCGAGGAGAGGCGCACACUGGCUGAGCGUAAUGAGAGACUUCAGAACCAACUCAAGAGUUUGAAGGAAGAUCUUGCUCAGACACGAGAUGAGACCAAGGAAACAACCAUGGACAAGAUUCAUCGUGAAAACGUCCGUCAAGGGCGUGACAAGUACAAGACCCUUCGUGAAAUUCGCAAGGGCAACACCAAGCGCCGUGUGGAUCAGUUUGAAAACAUGUAAUUUCCCUUCAUCUGUGGGAUUCCUCCUGAGAUGGACAAAUCCUUGUUAGAAAAACUCUUCAAACUCAUUCUCUUCCCCUCUUUUCUUCUCUGCCGUGUUUGAGAGCGAGUGAUUGUGCAAGUGUGAGUGCAUUUGUGAAAGGAUAUGUUAUGAAUUUGCAACAGUAGGGGGCUGCCAAGAGUGUGGAUUUUAGGGGAAGUGAUUUUUAAGUGAGAAUGUCAUCUUUUCCAUGACUGAGGCUCUGAAGAGCAGUUAAGGCCCACAGUACUCAGCCAGCCUUGUAAUCAGGUGUGAUACAUUUGUACAGCUCAUUAUUUUUUUAAUAUCUUGUAUGUCUGAUAACUGUUCUGUUUACAGAUGUGCCUAUUUUUUUUUUUGUAGGUAAUAUUUCCAGUUCACAUAUCUGUAUGAUACUAAAGUUCAUGUAGUGAAGAAGACAAUAUUUGUACUUGCCAGUCUGUUUGUGAGCUUUUGAGUGCAGCUAGGCACGUAAUUUAAGCCUGCCAAAAUUGAGAGACAUAGAUGUAUUGUAUGCAGCCGUCCAUUUCUUUAUGGCUCAAUUAUGUGAGCAUUGCAUGUGGGGAAUUUGCACUUCAGGGUAACCUUUUUCUAUUCAGUUUGGCAUUGGCAUUGGUUCUUUAGUCAGAAGAUAGGGUCAGAAGAUGUUCCAUUCCUGCUUUCCUGUGACUGUUUUACUAAAUCUGUACUGAGUAUUUGUAUCUGUGUUUGAUAGUAAUUUUGACCGACUGUACUACUGAAAUCCCUUGACAUACUGGAUUAAGGCAGGGUUUCUUUUUAGUUGGUUUCUUCUUGACUGUUUCUUUCCAGAUUGAUCGGUUGGAGACAGGGUUUGGUAUUUUUGAAGCAUUUUUACCUUUCUCAGGUUUCUGUUUAAUUCUAGCCUUAUUCGUUUUUGAUUAGGUCCUAGAUCAGUAUUAUUUUUACUGAGCAUUUAUGAAGUGUCAAAUUAAUGCUCUAUAGACUUCUAACAUGUUUCAGACCUUUCAUGUCACUCUGGGUAUAGAAAUAAAAUGUCCUUUACAUUCUCAGACUUUUAUUGAUAUGUAUCUAUUUUUUUAAAAUCCAACCCAUGCUAGAUUCACCAAGUGCAGACAAAAAUAGUUUGCUAUCCUCAGCAUACCCUGUUUUAUUUUAUUUGGUUUCAUCAUUGUUACAAAAACCCACCCCAUUGAAGUUAAAAGUAUUGCUUAUUCAUUUAUAUAUAUUUAUAUAUAAUUACGUAUACAACCAAUUGUAAUUUUAACAUGUUGAUAACUGAAUCAUUGCCCUUAAAUUGUUUAUUGCGCCCUCUCCUGUCACUUGUUAUUUGUUAGUGUCAUGGUUAAAGAUUAAGAAUUGUUGAUUACCGUACCUUAUCAUGGAAGGAGCAGAUUUCUUUUUAUUUGCUGCAGCACAAUCUAAUAACUACUGUGGAGUAAAGGUCAAGUGUUGCUGUCUUGUUUUCUGUUGAGUUUACAGUGUUUUUAGAGCUUGUGAUAUCAUUCAGAAAGCAAGGUUUGUCAUUCCGUUUACUGUUUGUAUAUGUGUUGAGUGUGAAUGCAUGUUUGAGCUGGGCUUGGCUCGGCUGUGAGAGCUACUUAUGUUUGUGAGAAACCGUGCUGCCAUAUUUCAUUUACUUUCUGAGCUUUCAUUAAGUUGCAAACUUGGGAAUAAAGUGCAUUUAAUUUAAGAUUGUUCUAGCAUUCAGUAAAAGCAAUAGGCACUGUCCAAGGAUAACAACUCAGUGAUGGUGCAGGUGCAUCAAUUUAGAAUGUCAUGAAUGAGACUGCUAGAGAUUUUUGUAAAUUGAUUAUUGCAUUAUACUAAGUCUUACUUCCACAUGGUGCCUUCACAUGUUUAGUAUUAAAGGUUUUCUUCAUUUACGGAAAUGAAAGUUGUAGGAUGUAAAAUGUAUUGGUUACGGUAUGUCUAAUAAAAUGUAAUAAUUAUUCA